AAAUUCAAGGUGCAAAAUGACGAAAAUAGACACAUGACCCAUUUUAUUCUUUCUUUCAACAAAAAAAUUAGUCGAAUCAAUCAACCGGACUCCGUCACAGUCCCCCCACUCCUCACUCCCCACGCGGCGUUCCCUCCUCUUCUCCAAGCCGUCAACCCAAAACUCUACUCUUUUACCAGUACUGUUCCUCUGUUGAACAUUUCACAGUUAGAGCGAGAAAGUUUUCUCUAGAGAGAGAGAGAGAGCGGCACCACGCUCUCACCAAAAACCUAUCAGUCUUCGCUUUGAUUUCAAUCAUUUCUUCUUUUUCGAUCACAUUGACGAUUUUGUUUAGUUGAUACCUGAGAUUUUACGGCGUGAUCUUAUGCGAAUGUGAAUGUCCGCUGAUUUGAUUGAUGAGAAUUGAGAAAUUCAGGACUUUAAUUUGCUCGAGUUGUGUUUCUGGUGAAUUAGCGUGAAGCAUUUGAUUUGGAGGAGGUCACGACAUGAGCACCCAACGGCAGGCGGUGACGGUUCGGGACCUCAUCGAAGAAGCUAAAAAGCGGAUUGUAAUCUUGCUCCUAUGUGUCAUUGGACUGUCCUAUAUGAUGUCUCUAACAAGCUCUUCAGUUUUUGUCAACUUGCCUGCUGCUGCUCUCCUAAUUGUUAUCCUUCGCUAUCUAUCUCUGGACUUUGAUGCACGAAUAAAAGCUGUUACAUACAAAAGCAAGUCAUCCUCAUCAAAUGGUAGUAUUCAGAAGAAACAGUUAGAGGGUCCAAAAGCAGUUAAUGAGACUUCUGAUUGGAGGAAGAAAGUAGAUUCACCUAUGGUGGAAGAUGCAAUAGACCAUUUCACCAGACAUAUAGUCUCUGAGUGGGUGACAGAUCUCUGGUACUCCCGGAUAACUUCUGAUAGACAGGCUCCAGAGGAACUUGUGCAGAUCAUUAAUGGCGUCCUAGGGGAAAUUUCAUAUCGGAUGAGAUCUAUUAAUCUUAUAGAUCUUUUAACAAGGGACGUUGUCAAUCUGAUAUGCACUCAUUUGGAGCUGUUCCGUACAAGCAAAAUUAGGAUUGAGAAAAAACAUUCAAGAUCAUUGACUAUAGAAGAGCGAGAUCUGGAACUGAAACUGGUGCUGGCUGCAGAUGACAAGUUACAUCCGGCUUUGUUUUCUCCAGAAGCUGAACACAAGGUUCUCCAACAUCUCAUGGAUGGUCUCAUUUCAGUCACGUUUAAGACCGAGGACUUGCAAUGCUCUUUAUUCCGCUACAUUGUGAGGGAGCUUCUUGCUUGUGUUGUGAUACGGCCAGUACUAAAUUUAGCUAACCCUAGGUUCAUUAAUGAGAGGAUUGAAUCUCUAGUUAUUUCAUCAAAAAAGGCUGAUAAAGGACCUACGGCAGCGGAAACAGAACACCAAUCAAGUCCGAGUGCAUCUGCAAAGGUAUCCGCAGAUCAUUUUUCUCGGGUGUUGGAUCCUUCUGCGAAAGGUGUUGAACUUGUUCAGUUAAAAAGGGAUCAAACUAACGAUACCAAGGAUAAUCAUGCGAUGGACACCGGGAAUGGAACAGAUUUGUCAAAGGAUCCUUUGCUCUCGAUUGAUACACGGUCUACUCGUUCUUGGAGUUCUUUGCCAUCACAAACCAACGCAGAUGAUGGUGGAGGUAUCCAGAGACACCGCUCUGGAGGAGAGUGGGGUGAAAUGCUAGAUUUGGUGUCCCGUCGAAAGACUGAAACCCUGGCCCCAGAAAACUUAGACAACAUGUGGACCAAAGGAAGAAACUAUAAAAGGAAAGAAGAGGCCAAUCUAGCAUCAGAUUCACUCCAACAGAGUUCCUUUGUAGGGGCACCUAAAUCACAGAAAGAGAUUGAGAGAGAAAACAAGAUUAAUGUGAGCCUAUUUUUGAAGGCUAAUACUCAACCUUUUCAAUAUCAAGAGGAAGAUGAGCAAAACUUGGAUGAGGUCGAAUCAGAGAGCACUAGUUCUUACACUACUGAAGAUGAGGAACCUAGCAGUGUGACAGGUCUUCACUCUCCUGGUAUUUUAGUGUGGGAUGCAAAAAAUAGGAGGAACGUCAAUCACAUUCAUCAUCCACUUGAAAGUAAUGCUGGUCAUAAGACAAGAAAGGGAAAAUCUAGCAAAGGGCAUGUUCGCUCUAAGCACUUAAAUAAAGUACCAUCUGCGAGGAAAAAAUCUAGAGUGAAUAGCCAAACAGAGCAUGUAUGGCAAGAGAUACAAAGAUCCAGCUUCUUACUAGGGGAUGGAAAUGAUAUAUUAAACUCUAUAGAUAACGAGAAACCAGAAGGUCCGAGUGAUGACUCUGAUACAGAGAUAUCUGGUAGAAUUUCAAAUGGCACGAAUGCAUCAUCAUCAUCUUUGUCAACCAGCAUUCUCGAAAACCACAAAAUGGGUGCUAAUACUGUGAAAGGUUCUAUAAUUGCUGAUUCCUUUUUGAAGUUAACAUGCGAGGUCUUGAGUGCCAAUAUCGUAAAAUGUGGCUCAAAAACUUUUGCUGUUUAUUCCUUAUCUGUUACAGACGUAAACAAUCAUAGUUGGUCUAUCAAAAGAAGGUUUCGUCAUUUUGAGGAGCUCCACAGACGCCUUAAGGAGUAUCAUGACUACAAUCUUCAUUUGCCACCCAAGCAUUUCCUCUCCACAGGUCUGGAUGUUCCAGUCAUUCGAGAACGAUGCAAAUUUCUUAACACAUAUAUGAAGAAACUGCUGCAGCUCCCAACCGUUUCCAACUCCAUUGAGGUUUGGGACUUCCUCAGUAUUGAUUCACAGACAUACAGCUUUUCAAACUCCUUGUCCAUAAUCGAAACAUUACCAGUUGACCUGGAUGAUAGCGUAUGCCGCGUAAGAAAAGAACCUCUGCCCAGGAUUGGCCAAAGAACUGAUAGCAUAUCCUCCACGGGAGAGCAUUAUGCUGAAAGAAAGGAGCGAAUCAUGAUGCAUCAACCUGUGGUGGAUAAAUCAAGAUUUGGGAAAAAAUAUGUCGCACUGUCCCCUCCAAAAAGACCCAUCAAAGAAACUUUUGAGGAUUCAAGUAGUGACUCCGACAAUGUGGUACAAACAAAUAAAGUUUCUAUCCCAACCAUGGAAACGACGCUAAAAUCAGUUGAAACUAAUGCAUGUGUCUCACAUGCAUCAUCUGAAUCCUUUAUUGAUGCUCCUGUUGAUUCCUCCCUUCCCGUAGAGUGGGUGCCUCCGAAUGUAAGUGCACCUGUUCUAGACCUGGUUGACGUCAUUUUUCAGCUCCAAGAUGGUGGGUGGAUCAGGAGAAAGGCAUUCUGGGUGGCAAAACAGGUUUUGCAACUGGGAAUGGGUGAUGCAUUUGAUGACUGGCUAAUUGAGAAAAUCCAGCGUCUGCGCAGGGGUUCAGUAGUUGCUGCAGGCAUAAGACGUGUUGAGCAGAUUCUAUGGCCUGACGGAAUAUUCAUAACAAAGCAUCCAAGGCGACAACGCCCUACCCCAUCUACCAGUCCAUCUCUUAAUUCUCCUCACAACCAACCCCCAACUCCAUCAUCAUCACCAACAGUAGAGGAUAUCCAGAAACUGGAUGAGAUGCAGCAGAAGGAAGCAGAACAACGUGCAAACCUUGUAUAUGAGCUAAUGAUUGAAAAAGCGCCUGCUGCUGUUGUGGGACUUGUUGGUCACAAGGAAUAUGAACAAUGUGCGAAGGAUCUUUAUUACUUCAUCCAGUCAUCUGUGUGUCUAAAGCAGUUAGUCCUUGAUCUUGUUGAGCUGAUACUAUUGUCCGCUUUUCCGGAGUUGGAUUGCGUGUUCAGCACAUUGCAUAAGGAGAAGUCGAGGUUUGGAGAGCUCAAAAUGGAUUAGGGCGUCUGUUUUUCAGACAAUUUGUCCAUCUUUUAGAGGAAAUUAUAUGAACUUCCGUUUUAGUAUUUUCUUUACCUUUUGCCCUCCUGAGAAAAUCGGUCUUUGCUUACACAUCUCGCACUUGAGUUGUAAACGGUGCGGAAAAUUUUGUUUUCUGGAUAAAUUUUCUUAGACAACAAAACUGUUAAAAGCUAGAAUCAACUUCCCGGAGAACAUGUAAAUUAGUUUUUUUUUUUUUUUGGAAUACUUUUUUUGGGAAGACUCGUGUAAGCUACAUUCUGACCAACAUUGGAGAUACCGUUGUAAAUGUUUGAGGUGGGUAUAAAUAUACAAGAUUCAUAUCAGUAAA
Molecule: messenger RNA, 4161 nt
Organism: Nicotiana attenuata
Lineage: Eukaryota; Viridiplantae; Streptophyta; Magnoliopsida; Solanales; Solanaceae
Exons: 15
Coding region: 486-3812 (1108 amino acids)
Molecular function (GO): phosphatidylinositol binding
Source: RefSeq, a predicted model, not a curated record